AUGGGUAUUAAGCAUCUAUAUCAGAUUAUCACUGAGAAUGCUCCCGAUGCAGUCAAGACGGGCGAGAUCAAAAAUCACUUUGGUCGCAAAGUCGCCAUUGAUGCGUCCAUGAGUCUUUACAGUUUUCUAAUCGCCGUGCGAUCAGAGGGCCAGCAGUUGACGAGUGACUCGGGAGAAACAACAUCACACUUGAUGGGCAUGUUUUACCGCACUCUACGAAUGGUCGAUAAUGGCAUUAAACCUCUAUACGUCUUCGACGGAGCUCCACCCAAGCUUAAGUCCGGCGAAUUGGCUAAGCGUGGAGCGCGCAAGGCGGAAGCAUAUGAAGCUAUCGAGGAGGCUAAGGAAACUGGUACCGCUGAGGAUGUCGAGAAGUUCUCGCGACGAACUGUCCGGGUCACUCGUGAGCAUAACGAGGAGUGCAAGAAGCUGCUAAAGCUGAUGGGUAUCCCCUACAUCACUGCGCCAACUGAGGCUGAGGCUCAGUGCGCUGUUUUGGCGCGUGCUGGCAAGGUGUACGCUGCUGCCUCGGAGGAUAUGGAUACCCUCUGCUUUGACUCACCAAUUCUGCUGCGACACUUGACAUUCAGUGAGCAGAGAAAGGAACCAAUUCUGGAGAUUCAUGUGAAUCGGGUGUUGGAGGGGCUUGAUAUGGAUCGUAACAAGUUCAUUGAUCUUUGCAUUCUAUUGGGCUGUGAUUACCUUGAGCCCAUCCCAAAAGUCGGUCCCACGACAGCUCUCAAUCUGAUUCGCGAACACGGAAGUCUGGAAAAGGUUGUUGAAUUUAUGGAAAAGGACCCGAAAAAGAAAUACGUUAUUCCCGACAACUGGCCGUACCAGGACGCGCGAGAGCUAUUCAUGUCGCCCGAUGUCCGACCAGCAGAUGACCCCGAAUGCGACUUUAAGUGGGAGGCUCCUGACGUCGAGAAACUGGUUGAGUUCCUAGUUACCGACAAGGGAUUUAACGAAGAUCGCGUUCGCAACGGCGCGGCCCGACUACAGAAGAACCUCAAGAGCGCACAACAAUCUCGACUUGAGGGAUUCUUCAAGCCUGUUGCAAAAACGGCCGAGGAGAAGGCCAAUCUCAAGCGCAAGAAUGAAUCUAAAAUCCAAGAUCAGAAGAAGCGCAAGAAGGAAGAAGCCAAGGCCAAGAAGGAUCUUAAGUCCAAGCCGCGUGGAGCGAAUUGA
Penicillium taxi is the source of this 1188-nucleotide messenger RNA. RefSeq names its product multifunctional nuclease RAD27 (gene fen1). Bases 1 to 1188 code for a protein of 395 amino acids. Gene Ontology annotation, cellular component: nucleus; cytoplasm. The record is from RefSeq and is a predicted model, not a curated record. The transcript is spliced from 5 exons. Lineage: Eukaryota; Fungi; Ascomycota; Eurotiomycetes; Eurotiales; Aspergillaceae. Gene Ontology annotation, molecular function: 5'-3' exonuclease activity; 5'-flap endonuclease activity; DNA binding.